UCAUCCUUCAGGUCCUUCCCUUUCCAACAAUCCCUCUCCCUCUGAAAAACAAUUAAGCAGACAUGGCAGACAGUGUUGUGAGUUUCCUGUUGGAUAACAUGACUCAGUUGCUUAUCCAAGAAUCAAAAUUGCUACGUGGAGUUGAGGAUCAAGUCAGGUCACUUAAGAACGAGCUGUCUCUGAUCAACCUCUUCCUCCAAAAUACUGACGGCAAGCGACACGACGAAUUGGUGAAGGAGGUAGUCAGCCAAAUUAGGGACGUAGCCUAUGAGGCUGAGGAUGUUAUUGAUACAUACAUCAUUACUGUGACAGAGCACAGGAGAAGAAGCAAGCUGAGGAAGUUAAUCCAUUCAUGUGACCGAGCAAUUACGUCUCACGAGGUUGCAAGCAAGAUAGAGAGCAUCAAGAUCAUCUACAAGGAAAUUAACGAGAAUAGGAGCAAGUACGGCAUAGAAAUUACUGAAUCAUCGGGAGGAGGUGCAGAAGCAGAGGGGAUACUGCACAGGCGCAGGAAAGAUGUCAAGGAAGAUCAAGUAGUGGGCUUCUCUCAUGACGCUGAGGUAUUGGUGAAGGAGCUUAAGGAAGGGAGUUCGCAACGGAAUGUUGUUUCAAUCACUGGCAUGGGUGGCUUAGGCAAAACCACUCUUGCUAGGAAGAUCUACAACAACAAUGAUGUCAAGAAUUACUUUGAUUUCCGUGGGUGGGUUAAUGUCUCUCAAGAAUAUAGAAUCAGAGAGCUGUUGCUUGAAAUUUUGAAGGGACUGACAACACUGCCAAGAGUGAUGUUUAGAGCUGAAUUGAAAGAGGACUUACUCCGUGGGUUGGAAGCUAUGUAUAGCUCGAAUGAGGAAAAAUUGAAAGGGACACAAAUUCUGGACUUGAAACUUAUCAAGGAAAUGAAUGAUGAAAAAUUCAGAAAGGCAUGGUCUGAGUUCUUGCAAAGCAUACAAGUGGAAGAUGGUUGCACCGAAAAAAAAAAGAAAAAAAAAAGAAAAAAGGAGAGAGAUACAAGAUUUGAAAAUUUUGUUGUCGGAUUUCAUUCAAGAUUUUUACAAGAAGAAUGGUGUUAAAUUGCAAGAUAUGACAGAUGAUGAAUUGAAAAGUGUGUUGCUUGAAAGCUUGGAAGGCAAGAGGUACUUACUUGUCAUGGACGACAUCUGGAAAACAGACGUAUGGAAUGAGGUAAAUACUGCCUUUCUAGAUAACUUAAAUGGGAGCGGAAUAUUGAUCACUAGCCGAAAAAAGGAAGUAGCAUUACAUGCAACUAGUGUUAAUAAUAGUGUUCCUCCUAUUCUCCCUUAUGAACUCCCAUUACUUAAUGAAGAUGAAAGUUGGGAACUCUUCUCUAAAAAGGUAUUUUGGGAAGAUACUUGUCCUCCAAAACUAGAAACUCUAGGUAGAAAACUUGUGAAAAGUUGCCAUGGUUUACCACUUGCUAUUGUAGUAUUGGGAGGUCUUCUGGCGAUCAAGGAGAAAACAGUUCGAAUAUGGUCAAAAUACAUCAACCAUAUCAAUUUGUAUCUGACUGAGGAUGGAUCAAGUUGCAUAGCCAUUUUGGCUCUAAGCUACAAUGACUUACCCCGACGCUUGAAACCAUGCUUUCUAUAUUUUGGUAUCUACCCAGAAAACUUUGAGAUACCAGUGAGGCAACUAAUCCGACUUUGGAUAGCUGAGGGAUUCAUACCGCAAAUUCGGGACAGAAAUGUAGAGGAUGUUGCUGAAGACUACUUGGAGGAACUCAUUGAUCGAAGCUUGAUUCAAGUGGCAACGAAAAGGCUAGAUGGAGGAGUCAAAACAUGUCGUAUCCAUGAUCUUCUACGAGACCUCUGUACAUCGAAGAGUUCUAAAGAUAAGUUUCUUAAGGUUCAUUCAAAUGUUAACCCUCCACCCAUAGGCAAAUCUCAUAGAAUUUCCAUCCCCUUUGCCAACCAUCCAUACAUUUCUUCCAACCCCUGUGAGCCUUCAAACAAUCGUUCUAUAAUAGGCUUUAGGGGGAUUGUCGGGCUUGAGAGUCCUCUUGACAAAGGCUACGACUUGAAAUGGCUAUGUGAAAGUAACAAGUUGGUUCGGGUGGUAGAGCUCAGUAAUGUGGGCAUUUGUCGCUUAAUCCCCAAGAGGAUUGAAAAGCUGGUCCUUUUGAGGUACCUAAGCAUCGCAUCUAGUGAGCCAUAUAUCAUUCCAAACUCUGUAUGCAACCUUUGGAAUCUAGAGACGUUGGACAUGAGAAAUUCGACAAUGAAAACAAAAUGCUUGCUCAAGGGGAUAUGGAAAUUACAAAAAUUAAGACAUUUGUAGCUAGAUGGGCCAACAUCUCUACCUAAAACUAAAAAAAAAACAUUAUCCAAUCUUCAAGUCCUUACUGGUAUAGCUAUAAAUGAAGACACUGAGAGUCACUUUGCCAAGGCCAGAUUUCCUAACCUAAGAAAAUUAGGAUUGUAUUCUUCAGGAGGGGUAGAGUCAGGGAUUUUGUCAAGCCUCCAUCCCUUGUGUCAUCUACAAACUUUGAAGAUUUAUCAUCUUAAUGAGAUUUCAAGUCCAACUUCAAUUUGGUUGACCCUCACAAAAAUAACCUUAGUAGAUACAGCCUUAUCUCCAGCCUUCAUGGGAGUGUUGGGUAGCCUUAAAGAACUUCGAAUACUCAAAGUAAGAAGAACUGCCAAUGAAUUCAUCAGUAAUGUCCUCAGUUGCAAUGAAGGAAGUUUUCAGCAACUUGAAGUCUUUAAAAUGGUAAGUCUGUACGUUUUUGAAUGGAAAUUGGGGCAAGGUGCAAUGCCAAACCUUCAACGUUUGGUCAUCGAAAGGAGCUUUUGUAUGCUCCCGGACGAACUAUGGUGCUUGAGUGACUUGCGAGAUGUGGAAGUUUUACACCCCUCUCGAAAAUUGGCAAAGAAGCUUCAACAGUUGCAGAUGAGGGAUGGAUGUAGGCUCCAUGUCUAUCCACCUCUCAGUCCAACUAAUCGAGAAAAAGUUGAUCAGUUGUGCUAUGCUUUGGUGGGGGGCUGAGUCCUGAGGGGUCAAUGGUCGUUUGCUUUGUCGUUCAUUCGUGUUUUGAUGGUAUGAUAUAUAUGAUGGUACUUGUUACUUUUUUUUUUUUUUUUUUCUAAUUCCCUGAUUUUCCUAA
This is a messenger RNA of Quercus lobata, 3121 nucleotides long. Its product is annotated as putative late blight resistance protein homolog R1B-12. The transcript has a single exon. Bases 901 to 2295 code for a protein of 464 amino acids. Lineage: Eukaryota; Viridiplantae; Streptophyta; Magnoliopsida; Fagales; Fagaceae. Gene Ontology annotation, molecular function: ADP binding. The record is from RefSeq and is a predicted model, not a curated record. Gene Ontology annotation, biological process: defense response to other organism.